Engraulis encrasicolus (European anchovy) is the source of this 905-nucleotide messenger RNA. It is a transcript of the gene rs1a, whose product is annotated as retinoschisin 1a. The record is from RefSeq and is a predicted model, not a curated record. The coding region runs from base 104 to 796 and encodes 230 amino acids. The transcript has 7 exons. NCBI's taxonomy places the organism in Eukaryota, Metazoa, Chordata, Actinopteri, Clupeiformes, Engraulidae.
AAAGUCAAGUCAGGCCUGGACAUACUGAGGAUUUUGUCGACAAUGGCAGCACCGUGGUCGUCCCGUCCGACCCUCACACACACACACACACACACAAGGCAAGAUGAAGCUCAGACUGCAGCACGUCCUGUUGGUCAUUUUGCUGGCAUCUGAAGGUCUUCGAGUUAACGCACAGGAGGAACAAGAGAUCUCUGAGACAUGGACAGGAAAGGCGUGCAAGUGCGACUGCCAGGGGGAAGCGCCCACUGAUAUUACCAUCACCUCGUACGGGAGCAGCUCGCCUGGCUCCCGCGACUGCAUGCCAGAAUGUCCCUACCACAAGCCCAUGGGCUUUGAGGCUGGGGCCAUGUCACCGGACCAAGUUAGCUGCCCCAACGAGGACCAGUACACGGGCUGGUUCUCCUCCUGGACCGCCAGCAAGGCCAGACUCAACAGCCAAGGGUUCGGGUGUGCAUGGCUGGCCAAGUAUCAGGACACCAACCAGUGGCUGCAGAUCGACCUGAAGGAGGUGAAGGUGGUGUCGGGCAUCCUGACUCAGGGCCGCUGCGACGCCGACGAGUGGAUCACCAAGUACAGCCUCCAGUACCGCACCGACCCCAGCCUCAACUGGGUCUACUACAAGGACGGGGCUGGACAGAACCGGGUGUUCUACGGCAACUCGGACCGCACGUCCACGGUGCAGAACCUGCUGCGCCCGCCCAUCGUGGCGCGCUACAUCCGCCUGCUGCCCCUGGGCUGGAACACGCGCAUCGCCCUGCGCAUGGAGCUGCUGCUGUGCAUGAGCAGGUGCACUUGAGGCCCACCGUCCGUCCUCCGUCCUCACCCCCAGGCCCACCUAGCAGUCCACACACGGGCCCUCCCUCCUCACCCCCAGGCCCACCUAGCAGUCCACACACGGGCCCUCC